GGGUUGGGAAUGGUAUUGGCUCAGUUAUCAGGAAUCCUAUUAACCUGGGACAGGUUGUGUGUAGUAUGCUGGUUUUCUGCAUGGUGUGUGACUCAUUUUGGUGCAACUGAACAGAAGUACAUCAAAUGUGCAGUGUGAAUGUGGUCCUCAGAAGACCUUUCUUGAAAGACAGCAUUUUCCUCUGUCAGCCUAAGAGCCCCCUGUCCAAAGUUGAUUCCAAAGCCUGCAGACUUUUAUCAAGAGCUUCAUCUGAUUCCUAGAAACACUAAUGAAGGCAAUCCAUAUGAGCUCAGCUAUCCUGGCCUUCACCUGUUUCACACAGGCUUAUUAGAAUGCUUGUCCAGGUGUGCCUGUACUUCUAUUGCAAGUGCUUGUGGCGCUGCCUGAAGUUCGUGGUGAGGAAACUGACUGGACGAUGUGAGUUGCAAAGGAUCUGCUACAGCACAAAGCCUGGAGCUGGCAGAACUAUGAAAAUUGAAACAUCAUUGAGGAAUUCGAAAAAUAAGCUGCUUCAAAAUGCAGUAAGUGUUCAUCCAGAUGCAAUUGAGAAAACUAUAGACACCGUUAUGGAACUGAAAAAAAUUAACCCGGAUGUAAACCCACAGCUGGGUGUAUCUCUGCAGGCCUGCCUCCUACAGAUUGUGGGGUACAGGAAUUUGAUUGCACAAGUUGAAAAGCUGCGCAGAGAGCCCUAUGAUUCAGAGGAUCCCCAGCAUGAAGAAAUGCUGCUGAAGCUAUGGAAAUGCUUGAAACCUGAAUCCCCAUUGGAAGCUCGGAUUUCCAAGCAGUGGUGUGAAAUUGGUUUCCAAGGUGAUGAUCCUAAAACAGACUUCAGAGGAAUGGGCCUCCUGGGGUUAUAUAACUUGUUAUACUUUGCUGAGUGUGAUGCUGCUGCAGCUCAGCAGAUCCUCUCUGACUCCCUUCAACCAAAAUACAGGGAGGUCACUAAAGAGGAGCUAAGCAAAUGCAGCAAGGCUGAGUGGGAAAAGAAAAAGUUUGAUAAAGCUAUCGGAUACUCUUUUGCUAUCGUUGGCAUUAAUAUUACAGACCUUGCCUACAACCUGCUUGUGAGUGGCGCUCUAAAAACACACUUCUACAAUGUUGCUCCAGAGGCUCCAACGUUAUCCCAUUUUCAGCAGACAUUCUGCUAUUUAAUGCAUGAAUUCCAUAAAUUCUGGAUUGAAGAGGACCCGCUGGACAUCAUGGAGUUCAAUCGUGUGCGGGAGAAAUUUCACAAGCAAAUAAUCAAACAGCUCCAAAAUCCAAAUAUGGCUUUGUGCCCUCAUUUUGCUGCCUCAGAAAGCCUGAUCAACCUGUAGCCAUUAACUUUGUCUGAUUUUGAAAACACUGCCUCAUUCUUGUGUUAUGCCACCAUCUAGAGAUAAAUCGCUAAUGCAUUGAAUGACCAUAGCGAUUGUAUGCAUGCCUCUUGGUGCAGUAUUCAUUUUCCUCUCUCUCUUUCUGGCAUCUCCUCAGACCAUUCUCUUUGAGGAGUUUUGUCAUAAAAAAAAAGAGAGAGCUCAUAUUGCAGCCUUUUGCAGUGUUAAAACAUUCAUAAUCAAUCUCCCAUAUGAAGGGGUUUUUUCUAUUUUUAGACUCCCAUUUACACACACACACACACACACACUUCCCUUUUAACCAUAAUUCAGCCUUUAAUUAAAGAACUGUAUUUCUGUAGCUGUGGGCUUGUUCUUUUGGGUAUAUGUGGAAUAUUUGAGUUGAAAACUUGUAUUGUGGAAGCAUUUUAACUUAACCGAUUUUGUUUUAUGAGAAAUAAUGACUUUUUUGUUUUUAAAAUGGGCAUGAUCCUGCUGAUCUGGGGCACUUUCAGUUCCUAUUGAUCUGAAUGACAUGUGCUUAAAAAACCCCUCCAGCAAAAGCCAAUGGGACUUUGGCUGGAUGAUGCCCAGGGUUUGUACAUUAUUUAGAAGACGAUGUAUUGUGAUUUAAGCCUAAUUCAGGCAGAAUGCGUUAAAAUAUUUCUUUCCUCAUGCAACCAUGCAUGCUUCAUGGGAAAGAAAAUCAGUAAGAUUUAUGAUGCAAAUGUGGGAGUAAUUUUAAGCAAUUGAGGCUAUGCUGACUGUGGAAUCAUGAGUGUCGAAUGCAUUUGAAGGCAUUGGCAGCAUUGAUAGCAAAGACCAAAAAACAACAAUCUUCUGCCCUGAUGAGCAAGCAAGUAUGCAAAAAGGGGUUUACAAUCUCAGAAGUCUGCACUGGAACAUAACCACCUAUUUAUACCAUCACAGCAAAACUGAAUCACAUUGCUUUGAAAAUGCAAGGUUAGUGGUUUGUGCUUUUGCAUGUCCAAAUGUGACAUGAAAUGAUUGUGUGUGUUUUUAUACUUAAUUAGGGGAGCAAAGGGAGGGGGGAAAUCUAUAUUUUCUUCAUUUUUGAAAUAUUGAAUUUGAGGCUUGGAAUGUCGACUGUUCUUAAUGGAGGGCUGAGAGGAAUAAAUUAACAAGGAGGCAUGAAGGAAAUGAAAUAAUUGGCUGUUAAGGGUCAGACAAAGUGGUGGUUAUUAAGCAUUGGACAUCAGAAUCAUGUGCAUGCUGUGUGGGACUUCCCCAUAUAAACCCUGUUGAGAUGAUGGGUAGAUGCAUUUAUGUGCAACAAUGCUCAUGCACAUAAUUUUUUUUUAAAUGGGCUUGCAGAUGAUUGCACCCAGCACCUCUGACAUCACCUGUAGUCUAUUUCAAACUGUAAUUUACCAUGGCAUUUCAUACCCAUGGUAUUUUUUUUACCUUUUGAUUAUUAUAGGUAGUUUGUGAAGUUGCUUGCAUAGCAAGAUUGAAUCUGAGGUAUUGCCUAACUAUUUGUGGAUUAUAUGAAUAAAUUAAAUCACUCCAAACUGGAACGGCUGUGUGUG
Molecule: messenger RNA, 2866 nt
Organism: Sceloporus undulatus (fence lizard)
Lineage: Eukaryota; Metazoa; Chordata; Lepidosauria; Squamata; Phrynosomatidae
Gene: ELMOD1
Product: ELMO domain containing 1
Exons: 11
Coding region: 333-1319 (328 amino acids)
Molecular function (GO): GTPase activator activity
Source: RefSeq, a predicted model, not a curated record